Molecule: messenger RNA, 897 nt
Organism: Telopea speciosissima
Lineage: Eukaryota; Viridiplantae; Streptophyta; Magnoliopsida; Proteales; Proteaceae
Exons: 1
Coding region: 1-897 (298 amino acids)
Source: RefSeq, a predicted model, not a curated record
AUGUGGGUUUCCCACCCCGAUUUUCUCAGUACUGUCAGUCAAUGUUGGUCCACCACAGUUGUUGGCUCUCCACUCUACAUCUUUUUUAUAAAAUUAAAGCUCCUCAGGGCUCAUCUCCGCUCUUGGAACAGAAAUACUUUUGGAAUUAUUCAUCAGAAUGUUUGCAAUGCGGAGGACAGGGUUAGCAGUGCAGAAAUUACUUGUAAUCAAGAUCCAAAUGAGGCUAAUAGAGGAAUCUUGGCUGAAGCCAAAAAGAACCUUCAUAAGGUUCUACUGCAGGAGGAAAUAUUUUGGCGACAAAAAUCGAGGGUGAAAUGGCUGAAAGAGGGAGACCGAAACACAAAAUUCUUCCACAACUUGGUAAAAGCAAGGAGAUGCAAGAAAGGUGUGGAGUGCAUUAAGGACAACCUUGCCUCGUGGGUCAUAGGAGAAGCAAGGGUAGCGGAGGAAGUCAUUAGAUACUUUUCAGCCAUUUUCUCCUCCCAGGGUUCCCAGGGUGAUGAUGAACUGCUAGGCAUCAUUCCCCAUGUGAUCUCAAAGGAGGACAACAACUGCCUGGUGGUAACCCCAUCUUUAGAAGAGGUGAAGAGUGCUAUUUUUUAUCUUGCUAUUGACAGUGCCCCGGGUCCAGAUGGUUUUUUUGGGCAUUUCUUUACUGCCUGUUGGGAUAUCGUAGGGGUGGAUGUGUGGGAAGCAGUUAAGGAUUUUUUCUCAGGCGGGUACCUACCUAGAAGUUUCACUUCGACGCAUCUGGUCCUCAUUCCCAAGAAGGACAACCCAGAGGUAAUGGCCGACUUUUGCCUUAUUAGUUUAUGCAACUUUUCCUAUAACAUCAUUGCUAAGACUCUUUCUUCAUGCCUUUCCAUGCUUCUCCCACUCAUCAUCUCGGAGGAGUAA